Molecule: messenger RNA, 2920 nt
Organism: Girardinichthys multiradiatus
Lineage: Eukaryota; Metazoa; Chordata; Actinopteri; Cyprinodontiformes; Goodeidae
Gene: patl2
Product: PAT1 homolog 2
Exons: 19
Coding region: 106-2262 (718 amino acids)
Biological process (GO): P-body assembly; deadenylation-dependent decapping of nuclear-transcribed mRNA
Cellular component (GO): P-body
Molecular function (GO): RNA binding
Source: RefSeq, a predicted model, not a curated record
UGUGUUCAUUUAGACGUUAAUGAGCGUCUCCUGGUGUCCGAGCAGAAAAAAGCAGGUAAUGUUGGAUAGGAAGGCGCUGUGAACGUCGAAUUCAAGUGUUAAAAAAUGUCCGCAAACACGAUGAGUGAUUCAGAACAACAAGAAUCAGACAAAGUGAGUGAAGCUCAGUGGCCUGAGAAUGGAGAUGCGUGGAGUGACGCGGAGAAUGAGGCAGGGAUGGACUGUGAGCUGCUGCAGGCCAUGGCUGAGGAGGACGAGGAGAUAAACGUCUACAAUGAGGAAACAUUUGGGAUGGAUCUUGAUCCACAUGGGACGGUAAACUCCUUGGAUAAUGGUGGUGUUUCAUUUGAAGAGCCACUGCCUCCGACACCACCGCCGGCCCCGGACCCCAAAUCCUCGUCCCCCCGCGUUGCCCCCUCGACCUCUCCCAGGCAGAAACCACAGUAUCCACCCCGGGCCGCACCGUGGCAGCGAGGCAGAGGACCAAGGUGGAGGGGAGGACUGGGUAGGGGGCAGAUGUUUGAAGACCCAGCUGUGAUGAGGAUAGUGGAGGGGCGACCAAGCCUCAUGAGUCUUGACAGCGCUAUAGUGGACUGUGGGCAUGCCGUGUACAGGAAUACUUCUGUGGAUGAUAGGAUGCUGCCCGCCUACUGGAAAAACAGGAGAGUCUCUGGAUCGAUACUUCAGGACAGCGCCAUAGUGUGUGUGAUCGGCCACAGAGGCCGGGGUCAGCAUGUGAGCUCCAGCUUACUGGAUCUACCGUAUCCCAUCUUUUCCUAUGGACUUAGGAGAGGAGACCCCAGAGGAUCCUACUCCAGGAGGCUGUUUGGCCAAAGAGGGCCCUCUCAGAUGCAUGCGCCAAUGAUGCCAGGAUCACCCAUCUCACGUCAACCACUGACGCCACGGCAACAUUUCAAUCAGAUGGCGGGCUUCAUGUUCCCUCCAAACCGCUCUUGCCCCUCCACUCCUCGGCCUCUGACUCCCAAGAUGAUGCAACUUCGCUUUGGUGCCAACUCUCCCAGACCGUCGCCCUUUUACAGCCCCUCGACUAACCUGGUGCAGCCUUUCAGCAGUUACACUGGUCCAGUCACACAACUCCAUCCUCAACAUAAACGGCUUCUCAGUCAAAAACGGCGUCUGUUUCAAAGAAAAUCUGAAGCCUGGGACCCCUACUGUAACCUCAUGACAGCCAAAGAAAAGGAGUGGAUCACUCGCUUGCAAAUGAUUCAGCUGCAAAGUGAGAAUCCAUACCUCGAGGACUAUUAUUACCAGGAAUAUUAUCGCCGACUAGAAGCCAAGAUGGCAGAGGAAGAGCUGGGCAUCAGGAGCAAGAAGGAACCACCCAAGCUCACCACGCCGUACAUCACCAAAACUGACGCCUACGCACCAGUGGUCCACAUUGAAGGCUCUCUGGGUCAAGUCGCCGUGUCCACGUGUUACUCUCCUCGUCGUGCCAUCAGUGCAGUUCAUGCAGUCCAGUCUCACCGUCUCGAGGAACAAAAAGACACCAGACAACAGCGACUGGAGAUUCUCAGCAAAAUAGAAAAGCUGUUCAUAGCUCUGCUGGAGGUGGAGGAAACUGAGAGGAUGAAGACCACAGUUUUGUCUGAAGCAGAAGAGAGAAGGUUGGUGGAAAAAGCUCAGAGGAAAGUGGAGCACAUCUACUCACAGCUGCAACUCCACAACUCUCCAGAUUCUGGAGCAGAGUUUCUUCCUUUCUUGAGUGUCUCUAAAGGCAAAACGCUCCUUGCCCGUCUACUGCCCUUCUUGAAGAAGGAUUCAGCGUUGAAGAUCUUGCAAAUCAUAGCAUCUAACCUCCCUACACUGAUGAGCAGAGAUACUGAGGAGGCCCUUCCAGUACUCUACCCAUCUCUCCGAAAUGUGAUUGGUGGUCUGACAUUUAGUCAGCUCAUCGACGUCCUCAAAAAUCUGACGUCUUCAGAGUCUUUGUCAACAUACGAGUGCCUCCCACUGGCAUGUCAGAACAAGUUUGGGCUGACCUUGCUGUAUGCUCUUCUUUCCCAUGGAGAGAAGCUGCUUUCUUCAGGUGUUCCUCUUGAGCCCAGCAUUGGUGACUUUGAGACUUGGACAGACGUCAUUUUCCAGGUAGCAGGACAGUUGUCCCAAUGUUCGCUGGUAGAGCCGCUCCUCCUUCCUUCAAACCUGCUAACGCUCUUUUGCAGGUACCUUGACAAGCGUACUGUGCAUCAGCUAAAAAGCAACUUGGAGUCUGCAACUGGGUGCCUGGCACUACCAUCUUAAAGAGAAUGGUAGCUAAUGAGAUGCUAAGUUAAUGUCCAGGUUAUGGUGAGCUCUAGAAUGGAAGCAGCAGAGUCUUUGGUACCAAAUCGAACGGAAGUUGUGUAAUAUACCUUUUUUUUUUUUUUGGUUUAAAAUCCUCACCCUCACAUGUCCCCUCACAUUUUUUCACCUUAAACUGUUUCCCUUUUUUAUUUUAAUUGUUUUACUUUACCUCCCUUUAGCCUCCACAAAGCAGCUUGUUACUUUAAACCCAUUUCUUUUAAUGUUUCUAACAAUAUCAGCUCAUAUCUUUGACAUUUAAAUUAAUUUAAUGGCUCUUGAAAUUCCAGGACAAUCAAUUUAGGAUGAGUUUCAGUAGAUAUGGUGACCUGGUGGAGGAUUAUUUAUAAUUGUAAAGCUGGAACUAUGUUAAUUAUAUUAACCAUUGAAGAAAGUUGUCAACCCAACAUUAAGUAAUGCAGUUUUGUGUUAUUUUGUAAAAAUGUAUUGUGUAUGCAUGUGUAAUGAUGCUAAAUGGGAUCUGUGUGACGCAAUUUUCAAUCUUAAGUUUCAGUUGUAAAAUUUGUUUUAUUUAUUGUAUUAAUUUGGAAAUGGGAAUAAUUUAAAAUGCACACCUCUAGAGCACUUGCAAUAUGAAUAAAACAAAUUCUCAAAUUUG